CACGCCCAUUUCAUUCUGUUAUUUUAGGCGAGAAAAUGGCAGCUAGAUUGCUUACUAAAGUGUCCUCUACCAGGGUAUCCCUAUGGUCGGUGGUGUCCUGGAGAGCCUUGUCUGUUGGAGCUCCCCUCUGUGCAAAGAGCAAGCCUGAUACUAAGCCUGAUACUGACCCUGUGAAGCAGCUUUUUGUGGACAAAAUCAAGGAGUACCAGAGUGCCAAAGGGAAGAGUGGGAAGGCUCCCGGACUGAGGGCAGAGGACGAGGAGCAGUUGGUGGGAGAGUUGGCACGAUUAAAGAAUAUUUACGGUGAUGGCGACCUCACACAGUUCCCCAAGUUUGACUUCAAAGAGGACAUCAAGAUAGAUUGGAGAUAACUCUACAAGGCUGUAACCAAGGGACUGCUAUAUGAACUGAUCUUAGGCUCGUGUCAGCAUGCCGUUGUGUAUUUAUGUACAACCAAAUCUGUAGCAUUAAUUAGCGUUGUAUUGUUUCAUGUUGAAAAUUUAAUUAUUACACUGAACAGAACAAA
Messenger RNA from Halichondria panicea, 526 nucleotides. RefSeq names its product ATP synthase-coupling factor 6, mitochondrial-like. The transcript has 3 exons. The coding region runs from base 36 to 371 and encodes 111 amino acids. Gene Ontology annotation, biological process: proton motive force-driven ATP synthesis. Gene Ontology annotation, molecular function: proton transmembrane transporter activity. The record is from RefSeq and is a predicted model, not a curated record. Lineage: Eukaryota; Metazoa; Porifera; Demospongiae; Suberitida; Halichondriidae.